AUGAGGGAGGGGGACCAUAAGAACGUUACAGAGCCUACAGACCCUCCAUUGAUUGGUAACUACGACGUCAAACGAUGCUAUAUAAUUAACGUCAUAUUCAAGUACCAAAUUCCAGGAGGCCUUACGGUCAACACCACCAGAGAUGUCACACAGGAGUUUCAAAGACCUUUUCUGACAGCGUACAAUCAAUAUCUUUCUCUUCAACAAUGCAAAGAGGUGAUUGUCAGAAUCGGAAAUAUAACAUCAUCUCCACCAGGAGUUAGUCUUGUUUACUUCCGAGUACCACUUACUUUUACAGCAUCAAAUAACAUAGCUGAUGAUCUUGUGGCUAUAAAUGUUACAACCUGUGUGAACGCUGCAAAUGUCUCCUUAAAAGGACAUAUAGACCGAAGUGCUCCAAACAUAACUCAAAACAAAACCACAUACCAAAUUAACCAACCAUCUUCAUUGGAGAAGAAGUCAUGCUGUGGUGGAGAUAAACCGCCGCCCUGCUGUGCCGUUGGCUCAAUCAAGGUUUCAAAUACUAGUUGCGGUUGUUUGCCUGGAUUUCACUUCGUCACCGGCCGUUCGUGUGUUCCUUGUCCUUCUGACACUUAUCAGGAUGAACAAGGACAAAAGUCUUGUAAGACUUGUCCAGCUAAUACAGUAACAUUUGGUAAGACAAGAAUGACAAGCAAGGCCAACUGCACAGGUUGUUUGCCUGGAUUUCACUUCGUCACCGGCCGUUCGUGUGUUCCUUGUCCAUCUGACACUUAUCAGGAUGAACAAGGACAAAAGUCCUGUAAGACUUGUCCAGCUAAUACAGUAACAUUUGGUAAGACAAGAAUGACACACAAGGCCAACUGCACAGGUUGUUUGCCUGGAUUUCACUUCGUCACCGGCCGUUCGUGUGUCUCUUGUCCUUCUGACACUUAUCAGGAUGAACAUGGACAAAUAUCUUGUAAGACUUGUCCAGUUAAUACAGGAACAUUUGGUAAGACAAGAAUGACAAACCAAGCCAACUGCACAGAUUCAAAUCCUCUGCAAGUUAACGACCAAGUAGUUUUCCUGCCUAAAAACAUCAACAACGAAACAAUAGUCGCGAGUGUUACUGUUACUGCAGUUCUGGCUUCCCUUGCUCGACCAUUUAAGUUUUACAUAGAUAAUGUCACACAGCCACGACUGCUGUCACGCGAGGUGUCAAGGCGAAAGCGGCGUCGUAUUGAAGUUGAUUCUCAGUGUACACACCCUGAGCUCUGUCCUCAAAUGUUAGUCGAUCUCUGUUUUAAGGCAGGUGCCGUCAAACCAGAAAAUUAUUUCUGCAUUCAUCGAUUCACUGGACGAAUAAGGGUAACGCAAGACUUUGUCUUCAAGCAAGGUGAAGUAUUUGAUUUACAAAUACGCGUGACGGACAGCGACCCAAGGGGAAUAACCGUAAACACAGCCAAAGUCAAACUCAUUUCUGGUGACCCGUGUAGGAACGUCCAAGCGAUUUAUGAUGAAGCCGUGAAAUAUUGCAUCAAGAAUUCAGAAUCUGUGGAUGGAAGAAAGAAGUGCUUGAGUACUCAGUGCACAUUGACUGCCCAUGAUUGGAAAGAGGCACUUAACAAUGCUAGUAAAGUACCAGAGAAAGACUGCUCAGCUGAUCCCCAUAAUCUUACAGUUCUCAUCCGCGAAAACCCACUUUGUGGUAAGUAGUCACGUGUUGCAGAGUCUACUCUAUCUCCUCGUCUUAUCACGCAACACGUGCUCUUUCUCAGAGAGCGCGUUGCGUGACCAACAAGCAAAGACUUCGAAGGAGACUGGAGUCGACUCCCAAAAACAGUAACUUUGAAGAGUAUCGAUGGAUACAGUUUGUUACUCUCCCCUCCCCCCUUCCCUUUGCCGUCCACACUAAAUGUCCGAAAACACUGAUGAAAGCGACAGAGUGAUGUUUUUCACGUCACCAUUUUGAGAAGCACUGAUCCGUUUUCACCUGUCCACAAAAGAAAUUGGGCGUUUUCAAGACUCAACUUUUGAAAUCGUCUUCGACAGUGUUCAUUUUAUUCCCUUUCAUCAGGUGUUUCGGUGUGGACGAAAGAGAAUGGGGCUAUAUUCACCAUAAGCCCCAGUCUUACCGCCGUCAGACCAGUUGAGAACUGCUGACCCGUAUUGCAGAUUGUUAACUCUCCGAGAUGUGUUUUUCACCAAAGAUGUACAUUUCGGAUUUAAUGCUGCAGUCAGAAAUCCUAAAUGUGCAUUACUUAUAUCCACAAUUCAGAGCUCUGUUAAGAGAUCUGAAUCGUCUACUGCAAAAUUUAUACAAGAUAGAUUUUCAGAUCGGAAAUCUAAAUUGUUAACUAUAGGUACUCACUUUAAAUCAACUCAGUCGUUGACUUCUUUGGAUUGACUCGAAUUCUGCAACGUGCUUGGCAAUUAUAAAUUAAAGUUGCUUAUUGCUAAAAUUUUUGCAGGGCAAACUUUAAAUGCUACGUUCUCUCAGAUUCCCUUAUAGCAUCUUUUAAUCUUGAAAAUAUGGUAUGGCAAAAUCUGAACUAUUUCCUUCUCAUUUCAGCCGUUUAUCAGUUUGUGAACGCAGAAGUGUUUCCAGUUGUUACUUCUCUUAACAGGCUAGCCCUUUACAAGUACAAUUUGUGCAGUUCAAUAUGCGUUGUCGGAUGCUGGCCUCCUCUAACUAUGGUUCUGUUUUGAAAGAAGCUUCAAACUCUUUAUAAACAACAUUUAGUGCUUUACUCACCCUUCUAGUCUUUAUUCCAAUAGGUCUCUGGAGUUGUUGCUGUUGGUAAGUAUGUCAACAUCGAAUAUGGUGUACGCAUGUGAGUUAGAGAUUAUCCACCUCUUAGAUAUUUGAGGCUGCUAAGGGUCGCCGCUUGGGAUUUGAAGCAGCGUGCAUUUUAGAGAUCAAAAGCAAACUCUUUGCAAACAACAUUUAGUGCUUUACUCACCCUUUUAGUCUUUUUCUUAAUAGGUCUCCGGAGUUUUUUCUGUUGGUAAGUAUGUCAAGAUUGAAUAUGGCGUACACAACUGAGUUAGAGAUUACUGUUUUCUCACAGUCCCACGUAGCAUCUUUUAACCUUGGUAGCAUGGUGAUAAUGGCAAAUGGCAAAA
Pocillopora damicornis (cauliflower coral) is the source of this 3087-nucleotide messenger RNA. RefSeq lists its product as uncharacterized. NCBI's taxonomy places the organism in Eukaryota, Metazoa, Cnidaria, Anthozoa, Scleractinia, Pocilloporidae. Gene Ontology annotation, cellular component: cell surface. The record is from RefSeq and is a predicted model, not a curated record. Gene Ontology annotation, biological process: signal transduction.